AGUUUUUAACAUGGGGGAAAAAAGUAGGCAGAAGAUUAGACUUUCUUUUUAUUUGGAGUCCCAUUUGUAGGUUGGGUCUGGCAGUGGAGAACCUGCAGGAGGUGUCAAACUCUGAUCCCUUUCACUGGCAAACCAGGGUGGAGAUUGCCUGGGAGUGCACUCCAAGUGAAAUCCAGCUCAGAGGGAAGAGGCACCUCCCAGUGCUCCCAGUGCCCCAGGACUCCGGGAAUGCCCAGGGUCUGUGCUGGUGCUCCAGGGCUGAGCUCCCAGGAGCCGAGUUCCAGCCCUCAGGAAGAUGCUGAGGAACGACGGUGGAGAACAGAACCAAUGAGCACCAGCCUCUGUAGGGUUGUCCACUCCCCAGAGGUAACUCACAGAGCACAGGGAAGUCCUCCUGGUAGGAAGGUCUGAGUCAUAAAGAAAGUGAGGAGAAGGGAGAAGACGAGGUGACAAGGACUAGGCUGAAAUGGGGAAUCUUCGUGUGGCACCCGAUGAGAGACGUUAAUGCCAUGGAUUGGUGCCCAUCCUCAGAGUCCAAGAGCAUUUCUGGGGCGAUUUGCAAGUCCUGCAUGGAAGGGAGAGAGGAACUGUUGUGCAGUAGGAUGUGUGUUGGGAAGAGGAUGAGUCCUUGGUAGCCGGGUAAGGCGCUGUGCUGGGUGCCCAGGCGUGAGGAGCAGGGUCCCCUUUGGGUGUGCAGCCUUCUCCUCCUCUGUGCCCACCACUAACCUGCUCCUCUCCUUUUCCCAAGGUGCCUGACGAUGCCGAGCAUAUUUUCCUACCAGAGUGCCGAGGUGGAUUGGUGUGAGAGCAACUUCGAGCGCUCGGCGGUGAUUGCUGAGUACUACAACACCAUCAGCAAUGUCAGCUUCUUCAUGCUGUCUCCUGCACUGCUGUACCUGAACCGGCAGUACUGCCAGAAGAAGGCUGUGCCCCUCUACUUUGUCUCAGGGCUGCUCAUCCUCGUAGGUGUCUUCUCCAUGUACUUCCACAUGACCCUGAGCUACGUGGGACAGCUCUUGGAUGAGCUCUCCAUCCUCUGGACGCUGGCUGUGGCUUACUCCUUCUGGUACCCCCAGGCUUACUUCCCCAAGUGCAUCAAGACCAGGAGGCAUUUCUUCUGGCUGACUGGUAUCACCACCGUGAUCAGCACCUUCAUGUCCUUCAUCAAGCCGACCCUCAAUGCCUACGCGCUCAACUGCAUCGCCUUCCACCUGCUGUACCUCACCUGGAGGGAGCUCAAGAAGUGCAAUGACAAGCGGGUUCACCGGAUGGCCGCGGUCAUGGUCAUGUGGUGGGCACUGGCCAUCACCAGCUGGAUCAGUGACCGGUGGCUCUGCUGGCUCUGGCAGGCCAUCAACUUCCCCUACUUCCACAGCUUCUGGCACGUGCUGAUAGCCCUGUCCCUGCUGUACUGCUGCCCACUGGUCAUCUACUUUGACGUCAGCUACGAGAUGCCCUCGUUCAAGCCAAAGCUGGAAUACUGGCCCAGCGACUCAUGGCCUGUUGUGGUGCCCUACGUCACCCUGGAGGAACCCCACAAGCAGUGCUAGAGCUGGGUGCCCUCAGGCCUCCCUGGGGCGUGGGGUGUGUGAUGCUCACAUGGGGAACAUCUCAGUUGUGUUCCUCCUGUUCCUCAGGCAGGGGCAGAGUGGUAGCAGAGUGGGCAGGGAGCAGCUGAGGCCUCAUGAUGCUGGGCAUGAAGCAAGGUGGGAGCCCACAGGUGCCUCGGAAGGCUCUGCCCAGGCUGGUGUUCAGGGAGCUGGAGAUUUCCUCCCGCAGAUCCCCACGAGGAGGGGAGGGACACGGUGCUGCUUCUGUGUCCUCUGUGUUAGUCAAGCACCAGCACCCCUUGCUGACAAGGGGACUGCGGAGAACACUGAAGCCAAACUGGUGACAGCUGGGUUUGUUGGGGCUGCUCUAAUUAUUAUUAUUAACUCUAUUUAUUGAUUUAUGUGGUCUUACUCAGGAGAGCUGUGCAUUAAAGCUGUGGACACUGA
Messenger RNA from Parus major (Great Tit), 1997 nucleotides. It is a transcript of the gene ACER1, whose product is annotated as alkaline ceramidase 1. Gene Ontology annotation, cellular component: membrane. The record is from RefSeq and is a predicted model, not a curated record. Gene Ontology annotation, biological process: ceramide metabolic process. Gene Ontology annotation, molecular function: hydrolase activity, acting on carbon-nitrogen (but not peptide) bonds, in linear amides. The transcript is spliced from 6 exons. Lineage: Eukaryota; Metazoa; Chordata; Aves; Passeriformes; Paridae. Bases 759 to 1550 code for a protein of 263 amino acids.